Messenger RNA from Aricia agestis (brown argus), 1047 nucleotides. RefSeq names its product trafficking protein particle complex subunit 1 (gene Bet5). The record is from RefSeq and is a predicted model, not a curated record. Bases 226 to 663 code for a protein of 145 amino acids. Gene Ontology annotation, biological process: endoplasmic reticulum to Golgi vesicle-mediated transport. The transcript is spliced from 2 exons. NCBI's taxonomy places the organism in Eukaryota, Metazoa, Arthropoda, Insecta, Lepidoptera, Lycaenidae. Gene Ontology annotation, cellular component: TRAPP complex.
ACAAAUUACUCACGGAGUGCAAGCUGCAUCAGAAACGCCAACUAAAAAUGUAAAGUUCAUUAUUUUUAUUUUCCAAUAAAAUAUUUAAAAGUAAAACGUAGUGAUUAUAUUCUCUUUGAUAUAAAGAAAAACUAGAAGACGAGAGAGCAAGGUUUUAUGAAAUUUAUUAAAUAAAUGCACUGUUAACAAAAAAAAAUAAGUUCAGUUUUGGUAUGCUUAUUAAAAAUGACCAUUCAUAAUUUGUAUAUUUUUGACCGAUACGGUACCUUACUCUACUAUGGAGAAUGGAAUCGAACUAAACAGAGUGGGAUGUCCAGAGAAGAAGAAGGGAAGUUAAUGUAUGGCAUGCUAUAUUCAAUAAAGUCGUUUGUUGCAAAAAUAUCGCCCCUGGAUCCAAAAGACGGCUUUCUAAAUUAUAAAACAUCAAAAUACACAUUACACUGCUUAGAGACGCCUUCUGGACUCAAAUUUAUCAUGAACACUGACAACCAAGCACAGAACACCCGUGAGAUUUUGAGGAAGAUAUACAGUGAAUUGUAUGUGAAGUAUGUCAUGAGAAAUCCUCUGUGUGCAGCAGGAGAACCAAUCAACAGUGAGCUUUUUAAGACUAAACUGGAUGCCUUCAUUAAGCAGGCACCACUAACAGCUGCUAGAGCAUCAUAAGCAGCGCUGGAUUUAUACUUUUUAACAUAGGCCACUUUAUUUCCACCGCCACACAUUUCCAUUUCCACAGUGUACGGAGGAGUCAAAAAAUUGGAAAUUUUCUGUUGUCUUCAAUUUUGAAUAGGCAUUGAUAUUAUGAAUGCGAGAGUAGAACACCCGUGUUUAGAGAGAGCAGAACAUUCGCAAUAGUUUUGAUGCUACAAGCUACCAAAGUUUAGCGUUUUUUUGCGACCCGGAUGGGAAAUAUCCAUAUUUCUCCAAAACUUUUACGUAAUAAAUAAAAUUUUGUAUUCCACCUGAAAGCCUAUUAUAAAAGGUAUAUUUCAAGCUUUUUUCCUGAUCCGCCGCGUCAAUAUUUUAUCUACAAUAAAAUAAUUUUUAUUA